AUGUUCGACGCUAUUAAGAGCUGGUUCUCCGGUGCUGAGGCCACUGAGAACAAGUGGGAUGCCAACACCGUCCAGAUGCAGCAGCCCAACAGCCCCGCUGGCAUGAACGAGACUGUUACCCAGCAGCCUACCCCCGAGGCCAUGGAUGUUCACGUGCGUGGAGGUGGUGAGGGUGAGGAUGUUUGCUGCGGAGUCUGUGCUGGUCUCUGCUGCUUCGAGUGCUGCGAGUGCUGCUGCUAA
Messenger RNA from Penicillium angulare, 240 nucleotides. RefSeq lists its product as uncharacterized. Lineage: Eukaryota; Fungi; Ascomycota; Eurotiomycetes; Eurotiales; Aspergillaceae. The record is from RefSeq and is a predicted model, not a curated record. Bases 1 to 240 code for a protein of 79 amino acids. The transcript is spliced from 3 exons.